AUGGAGGACUCAGAGGCGCAUCUCUUUGACCAGGCUGAGAUUCAAAACGAGCAGCUGGAAGAGCGCAAUGGCGAGGACAUUGAGGGAGAGCUGUACGGGCCCAGGUCUGAUGACGGCAGCGACACCCCGGGCUCCUUGGAUGGCUUCAUUUCGGAGGGUGAAGGGACGCCAGAAGAUGGGAUGGCCAUGUACGCUGCCUUUGACAGGGAGCGCUCGGUGGAGGAGGACGACGAUGGGCCCAUGCUACCAGCGCUGCUUCGCAGGAAGCGGGGCAGGCGCAUCAUUGAGUCUGACUCUGAGUCGGAUCGGGUUGGUGUGAGGAGACGGCUUUUUGCGGAGGACGCAGAAGAUGUCUACGGCACCCCACCCCGGACGUUUCCCUCCAGCCCUGGGGGCCCAGAGAGCAGCGGGGAGCGCAGCCCGGAGCGCAGCCUGGUGCACAGCCAAUCACAUGGCCCAGCGCAGGGCUCGGCCUCUCUGCUGGAAGCUCUGGAGGCACUCGAGAGGAAAUGGAACGUCGGCAGGCCCGUGUCUCCGGCUGCUGCCCUCUCGAGCAUGUGCAGCUACUUUGAUGCGGAGACCGACUUUGACGCCACCCGCAUCGAGGCAGCCUCGCGCCGGUGUUGGGCAGAGUUUGCGAGCAUCGCACAGGGCCUGAACGGAGCCUUCAAGGACGGACAUCUCCCACCCACAGACCAUGACAACGUCGUCAGGCGGCUGGAGGCGGUGAGGUCGGCAAUCAGCCGUGGCAAGGCCGGGCUGCUGCAGUUUGCGCCGCCUGGCCCGGAGGCGCCAACCACCCAGCCAAAGGAGGCUGAUUGCGCGAGGACAGAGCUCAUCAGCGCGUGGUAUGACAGGGCGGCGCGGUACGGCCUGCGCGCUCUGGAGGUCAAGGGCUGCGAAGAUCUCUGCUACUCGGCGAUCAAGAGCGACGGCUACAACACGCGCGCCUUCAAGGUGGAGACGACCAUCCAGCAGGCCCUCUUCGACACCUGCAACGUGUAUGCCGAUGAGCGCCUGUACAGCCUCUUAACCUCCAACGGGAGCUUCCAGACGGACAUCCCCGCCCACAUCGCUGCAAACAGGAACGACCCGCGCUUCCCUGUCAUCCACAAGGACCGCCACGUGUUCGCCUUCAAGAACGGGGUGUACGUUGCCUGGCUGAGGGACUCCAUCCUGAAGCCGGGCAGCGGCCUGCUGGUGGGCGAGGACGUGAGGGACCUGUUCAUACCGUAUGCGGGAGGCAGGGUCGACCAGCUCCUGAAGCCGGAGGUGUGCGCGAGCAAGUACUUUGACCUCCCGUUCGACGAAGCUGCGCGGCUUCGCGUCGUGGAUGGCGACCUGGACUGGUACCAGCUGCCGACCCCGAACCUGCAGCAGAUUUUGGAGGCUCAGCGGCUCCCGGAGGAGGCUUGCCGCUGGCUAGCAGGCAGAGAGGCCAUUGAUCCGCCAUACCCCCGUGACAGCGGGCUGCGGCUCAAGAAGCGCUGCUGGAUUUUCGGCGUAGACUUGCUUGGCGAGGAUGAGGGGCAAGAGGCACCUCAAGAAGGCCUGCCACCAGAGCUGUACGAGGUAGUUGCACAGGAGUACGCAAGAUGCUUCCCACAUGAGAACGGCUGCCUGCUUGCCGAUACUGAUUACAAGAAAGUAGUGCUCGGAGACCUCACUCUGGGCAUACAUCGGGCUGCAUACAUGCUUCAUCACAACCUGAGCGAGCCUCCUGCGGAGAAGAACGCAAACGGCGUCAGGAUGGUCAUCAGGCACUUGUGCAACGAGCCGCGCUGUUUCGAGCCGACCCACUUGGCGUAUGGCACACAGUCCGAGAAUAAUUUUCAAGACAAGAUUGCCAACGGUACCCUGCGAAGAGGUGCGGCUAGUAACUUCACAAAGAUCACAGAGGACCUCGCUCGGAAGAUUAAGACUUCAAAACCGACCAACACCAGAUAUGGGCAGGUUGGGCACGAGACACAGAAGCAGAGAGCCGAACGGCUUGGAGUAUCGCUGCAUAUUGUCCAAAGUAUCGACAAAGGCCACGCAUGGGCUCACCUAUCUGGGGAUAGUAGAGAGGGAAAGCGCGAGAUGGAGCGCUUGAGAAGGGUUCGAGCGAAUGAGCGCACUUGGACGAGUGGGAUGUACGAGGAAGCGCUCCGACGCCUCAAGAAGAAGCUGACAGUGACACCAGCGGCUAGUCCUUUCGUGGACACUCCGUGCCAGUUCUGGACUGGAUCAUUACUCUGUGGAUACGGCCAGAUGUCCAUACACGGCAAGAAGAUGCUUUCCCACAUCCUCGCUUGCGAGAUCAAGCUCGGGGAACCUCUGAAGAAGGAUCAGAUCGUGCGCCAUCUUUGCGACAAUAGGGCAUGUUGCGCCCCAGAUCAUCUAGUGCCAGGUACAAACAGUGAGAACAACAUCGACACUGUGAGACACCGAGGCAGGCCACUGAAGCUAACAGAAGAUGAAGUCAGGGAGAUCCGCCUCACGCGUGGAACCGACGGACUUUCUCAGAAGAAGCGCGCGGAGAAGUACAGUGUUAGUAGACAGCUCCUUACGAGGAUUGAGAGGGGCCGAGCAUGGAAGCAUGUGGUCUAA
Molecule: messenger RNA, 2589 nt
Organism: Klebsormidium nitens
Lineage: Eukaryota; Viridiplantae; Streptophyta; Klebsormidiophyceae; Klebsormidiales; Klebsormidiaceae
Source: the annotation of a GenBank genome assembly